UGCAACGCUGUUUUCCCUCACAAGAGAGAGUACCUGGGAUCCCGGAGGGUUAGUCCGCUAUAUCACAAAACCGAGCAUCCUUUUCUUGGAUUAACACCAUGGCUGACAGCUGAACCCGGCUAACUCACAGUGCUGCGUGUACAGGUAUCAUGAUGGAGGUAGCCGGUCCCUGGACUGAAGUAUUUGAGGCCUCAGAGCGGACAGAGAAGCCUGGACGAUCGGACACAUUGUUGGGGAGCUCCACUCUGACUCUGGCUCCGCUGGUCACCGAGUCUCCGUCCGUCCGCCGCUCCCAGCCCAUCCUCAUCACCCCAAACAGGGCAAAAGAUGUGGAGUUGUUCUCUUCCUCUGUCCCCUCCUCCAUACCAAACCCAUUCCCUGAGCUGUGCAGCCCGUCAAAGUCUCCGGUUCUCAUCAGUUCCCUUCCUCCUCCUGCAAGUGACAAACACUUGAUAAAAGUGUACGGAGAGGACAGCCACAGCAGGUCGGUGUGGGUUUCUCCUGGAGCGACGGCCAGAGAAGUGUGCCACCAGCUGGUGCAGACGGCCCACUGCAGCGAUCAGGAGAACUGGGCUCUGCUCGAGCUGUACCCCACCCUCGGCCUGGAGCGAUGUCUGGAGGACCACGAGGUCGUCCUGGAGGUUCAGGCCACCUGGUCUUUGAAAGGCGACACGAGAUUCGUUUUCUGCAAAAACUACGCAAAGUACGAGUUCUUCAGGAAACCGAUGCUCUUUUUCCCCGAGUCCAUGAUCUCCGACAGUGCUGACGUCAGUAAGGGGAUGACGUCUUCACAGCUCAUUCAGAACCUGCUGAAGUCAGGAACGUGUCCAGAAAUUCAGGGUUUCCUUCACGUUAAAGAACCGAGUCGUAAAGCCUGGAAGAAGGUCUACUUCUUCCUCCGACGCUCCGGGCUCUACUGCUCAACCAAAGGUUCCUCCAAGGAGCCUCGUCACCUGCAGUACGUGGCUGAUCUGGACGAGCUGAAUGUUUACACAGUGGUGAACAGCCGUAAACUGUACGGAGCGCCUGCAGACUUCACCUUCUGUAUAAAGCCAUCCAGAAAUCCUGUCCGUGCUCAGGACCUGAAGAUCUUGUGUGCUGAGAAUGAACAGACUCGGACAUGUUGGACAUCCGCUUUCAGACUUUUCAAGUACGGGAAGCAGCUCCAGUGUAACUACCAGCUGUCAAAGUCGGCGCCUCGAAGCCUCGAAAGAACCAAACUCACAGAUGGAAAAUCAAAGUCGGAGGCGAGCCUGGUGGCCAUGGACUUCUCAGGUAAAGCUGGUGGACGUGUCAUCCAGAACCCAGUGGAGGCCCAGAGCGCAGAGAGGGAGGAGGGACAAGCCUGGAGGAGGAGAGAAGCCCUCAGGUGCAGUCUGCCCAACCUGAGCUCUGCUGCCAGACCUUCAUCCAUCCACAAGUCCCAGCCGUGGUUUCAUGGUGGUGUGUCCAGAAAAGAAGCUCAGAGGCUGAUAGAGAAGCAGGGACUAGUGGACGGGAUGUUCCUGAUCCGUGAGAGCCAGCAGCAUGCUCAGUGCUUCGUCCUCUCUCUGUGUUAUAAGCUACAGACCAAACAUUACCUGGUUAUCCCCUGUGAAGAUGGAGGCAGGAAGUACUUCACCAUGGACGACGGCCUGACGCUCUUCAUUGACCUCCUCCAGCUGGUGGAGUUUCACCAAAUCAACAAAGGGAUCCUCCCCGUCUGCCUCAAACACCCCUGCGUCUGUGUAGCACUUUAAAUCAGUCUGUAUGAGACCUCUGCCCUGCUGGUCCAGGAUCAGACACACCAACCUUUAAUUCUACUUCUUGGAUUGUAUUGAUAUCUAUUAAGCUCAGCUGAUAAGGAGCAAAUUACUCGCCUCUGUGCCGGAGCAGUUCAAAGGUGUGUGAUAGCGUUAUCAGCACCGGAAGACGUGCACCCUCGGGAAGAGCGAGUCAGAUAUGAAGCAUAUUGUCCGCCUCUUGUCUCUUUAGCAGUUUUAAUUAUUCCGACUACAUGUGCAGCUCCAGACAGAGGUUUGGUUUUUAUUUUUAAUUAAUGAGCCAGCAUCCCCGUGGAGAGGACUUAAUUAGCCAUGCUGGACGGACUUUUUAGUGCUUUGGAGAGCUGUUAAAGUGCACUUUGAUUCAGAUUCACACGGCUGUGAUGAGGGGCAGCGAGAGGAAAUGUUUGAUUGUGGCUUCACCAGAUUUCACUGAAGAAGUGAUCAACUGUGACCACCAGAGGGCGCCCUGAGUCAAAGUUCAGACAGCAGGGCUUAAGGGUUAUUCAGCUGUUUUUUGAUACCAAUAAUGAAGAGAAAAAUGAUGAAAAAUACCCCAGGUUGCAAUCAUGUAGCAUGUAAAUUCCCAGUCAUGACUGUUUGAUGUUAAAGUGCCUCAAAACAAUCUUCUUUGUUAAAUAGAGCUCUAAUUCCUGGAACUGUAGGAACUCUUUCAUUGCUUUUUUUGCACUAUGAUGGUGAGGGGGAACUGUAUUAUCCUGUCAUGUUAAACAACCAAAUAUCAAACAGACACUUUUCUCUGGGUGUUUGAAAACUUGUUGCAGUUGUUAAGAAAGAGAAGACAUUUUUUGUUGCUAAUACCAAGCAGGAUGGUUGAAACUCAAUGAAAAGGUGCAAGGACUCAGUAAAGUUAUAUAUCGUUGUCUUGAAAUGCUUUAGUUUACAGAGCUCUCACCCUAGCUCCUCUUUGUUGUUUUAAUCUCUACAAUCAAACAUGAUGAUUAAGUUCUCAAAUAAAAAAUCCUUUAGGUUACAUAAUGCAAUUUCCCAUAAAUAACACUAAAUCACAUUGAUAUUUUUGCAAAUUCUUAGUUCGCUACCUGUAAAAUGAAGCAUUUCUGACUUUUUUGUUAAAGUUGGUUGUUUAAACAUGUUUAGCUUUUCAUUUUGGAUGUUUGCAAUUAAUCUUUUUGAAUUUAUAUCAGAUAUUCUGCAUGAUGAUGAUGAUGCCAUCAUAAGACACCAAACAACAUGACUUUUCAUCAGUCCAACGUUUACUCUCUUCCACAUCUCUUUUAAGUCAGACAGGUUUUGUUACUUUUAUACACUUUGUUCUUUACCUUUUUCAGAUUGUUUUAUAUGUUGAAUAAAUAAUUGUCAUUAUUGA
Cheilinus undulatus (humphead wrasse) is the source of this 3111-nucleotide messenger RNA. RefSeq names its product growth factor receptor bound protein 7 (gene grb7). Lineage: Eukaryota; Metazoa; Chordata; Actinopteri; Labriformes; Labridae. The transcript is spliced from 15 exons. The record is from RefSeq and is a predicted model, not a curated record. Gene Ontology annotation, biological process: signal transduction. Bases 150 to 1739 code for a protein of 529 amino acids.